Molecule: messenger RNA, 1029 nt
Organism: Alternaria arbusti
Lineage: Eukaryota; Fungi; Ascomycota; Dothideomycetes; Pleosporales; Pleosporaceae
Exons: 1
Coding region: 1-1029 (342 amino acids)
Source: RefSeq, a predicted model, not a curated record
AUGCGUCUCCUCACUUUGUGCAGCUUGCUUCCCAGCAUUCUUGCUCUGCCGUCACAGACCCUCGACUUUUCAAGACAUGCCAUUGCAUCUCGUGCCGAUGCGUCUCUGACGAAUUAUCUCGGUGUCUUCUUCCUCGGCGACAAGCCUUCUGUGUACUUCUAUCUUUCCAACGGCAACAACGCCAACUCCAUGACUGCUUUGAACAGAGGCCAAGCUGUCAUCAACCCGACGAAAGGCACUCUUGGAGUCCGCGACCCAGCCAUUAUAACCGGUGGAGCAGCUGAAGCUGGCAAAAAGUGGUACAUCAUUGGCACCGACUUGAACAUCGGCAAGACAACGUGGGACGCAUCCCAGCGCACGGGAUCUCGCGGCAUCUUUGUCUGGGAGUCCGUCGACCUUGUAACAUGGACCAAUGAACGCCUCGUUACUGUUGAAGACGCAACUGCCGGAAUGGUCUGGGCACCCAGUGCAAUUUUCGACGAAGCCAAAGGCCAAUACUUCGUUCAUUGGGCGAGCAAGUUUUAUCCCACUUCCGAUCCGCAACACACAGGAGCGCCUUCAUCGAUUCGAAUCCGCUACGCAUAUACCAAGGACUUCAAGACCUUUAGCACGCCUCAGGACUACAUCAACCGAUCCCCCAUCAACGUUAUCGACCAAGAAUUCCUUUCUCUCGGUAAUAACGCGUACGCGCGCUUUUUGAAGGACGAGAGUGCGAAGACAGUCUACACGGAGAUCUCGACCAACGGACUAUUUGGCACCUGGUCCAGGCCUGCAGGUGCCAAUGCAAUCAUCGCGUCUGGCGUAGAGGGCCCCGCGCCUUACUGGGACAACCAAGUAGCUGGCAAGGCGCACCUGUUGCUAGACUUCUAUGGAGCCGAUGGAUACAGACCUUACGAGAGUACUAAUGUAAGAGGUGGCCAAUGGACAGCGAGUGAUAGGAGCGCCUGGCCUCAGAAUCUGAGGCACGGGAGUGUAUUGGGCGUUAAUGCAACUCAGGUAGCAGCGUUGAAGAAGAAGUGGGGGGCUUGA